Messenger RNA from Salvia miltiorrhiza (redroot sage), 2319 nucleotides. RefSeq names its product transcription factor PHYTOCHROME INTERACTING FACTOR-LIKE 13-like. The record is from RefSeq and is a predicted model, not a curated record. The transcript has 8 exons. Lineage: Eukaryota; Viridiplantae; Streptophyta; Magnoliopsida; Lamiales; Lamiaceae. Gene Ontology annotation, biological process: regulation of DNA-templated transcription. Gene Ontology annotation, molecular function: DNA-binding transcription factor activity; protein dimerization activity. The coding region runs from base 619 to 1914 and encodes 431 amino acids.
UAAUAAUAAUUAAAGGCUUCAGCUUUACAGCGAAUUCUCUGCCGCAGCCAAAAAUUUGGACAAUUCCACGUGGCGAGUUGGGCGCUCGUUUCUUGAUCACAGCAAUGUCGGGAGCGGCGAGGUAGAUCUCUCACACACAGCUGCAACCGGGCCCACGCUAUCCAGCCUCACCAAUCAGAACCGGACACGUGGGGCAGGGGGCUGAUGCUGACGCAUCCGUGUAACUUCACUCCACUGUGUGAUCCCAGCAGCCCACUGUAGCGGAGCAGCGCCUAUUUCUCUUUCAGUGCGUGUCAAUUCACUCCUAUUGUGUGUGUGAAUUUUGAUGUUUUGUUUUGCAAGACUGAAUUUUUGGAGGUGGGCGCUUUUCUUUUUUCCUUUUUUUUGUGUGGCUAAGUAUCAAGAUUCGAUUUUUAUUUUUCUUCUUCUUGUUUUUUUCUUUCCCUUGCUUAUAGUGAUCAUUGAAGAUGUUGUGUUUUUCACCUUUUUUCUUCUGGGAUUUGUUUUUGGUGGAUUUUUUGUUUGAUUCUUGAAUUGUAAAGCUUCUACAGGUGUUGUUGUCUCAGUGAAUUCAGAAUUGUGCUGGUUUUUUAAAGGUCUUGGCAAGAAUUUUGAGGUAUGGAUGCUUGCCUUCCUGAUUGGAACACUGAUGUUGGUGGUGAAUUCCUUCUCCCACUUCAGAGAAAACCUCUUGGAUUAGAGAAUGAGUUGAUUGAACUGUUGUGGCAAAAUGGGGAGAUUGUGUUGCAUAGUCAAACCAAUAGGAAACAAACAAAGCAAGUUAGGGAUCCAAAUCAAUGUGGUUUGAUUCAAGAUGAUGAUGAAGCAGUUUCAUGGAUUGAUUGCCCUAUUGAUGAAUCCUUUGAGAGGGAUUUCUGUGCUAAUUUCUUGUCUGAGAUCCCUCCUCCAAGCUUGGAUGAAUCGAGCAAGGGCGAAACGGAGUUCAAAUCCGGUGCACCGGAGGUUAUCCCCCAAGGCUUUGCUCCUCCUCCUCCACCAAGGUUCGAGGCAGCUGAGGCCGUGGCUCGUCACCAGCCUCAGAUGCCGGGGAGGAGCCGUGAGUGCUCUGGCAUGACCCUCGGGUCGAGCCAUUGUGCGAGCAACCAAGUGGACUUGAGUUGGGCUUCUAGCUGUGGGGUUGGCACCAUGGCUGCAGGGGCGAUAAACGAGGGCGUGGAGAGGGAGGCGCCCGGGCAGGCUAGGGAGUCUUGCUCCGGUGGAUCCGGUAGCAGCUUGUGGAAAACGAGCAGGCACAAGAGGAAGAGCCGUGACAUGGAGGAAUCAGAGUGCCCUAGUGAUGCGACUGAAUCGGAGUCGGCUGGAGGGAACAAGGCGAAGAAUGGGACGGCCCGGAGGAGCCGUGUAGCUGAGGUGCAUAACAUGUCUGAGAGAAGACGAAGGGACCGGAUCAACGAGAAGAUGAAGGCGUUGCAGGAGCUCAUCCCUCAUGCCAACAAGUCGGACAAGGCGUCCAUGUUAGACGAGGCGAUCGAGUACAUGAAAGCCCUGCAGCUGCAGAUUCAGUUGAUGUGGAUGGGGAGGGGGAUGGGGAUGGGGAUGGCACCGGUGAUGCUUCCGGGCAUGCAGCACUACAUGUCGCGUGUAGGGAUGGGAAUCGGGCCAACGAUGCUGCCCGGGAUCCAUAACCUAAUGCGCCUAUCGCGCUUGCCGCUCGUGGAUCAAGCCAUGAGCGUGCCUCCGGCCGGCCACAACCCUAUGUUGAAUCCGGUUAAUUAUCCGAACCAGAUGCAGAGCUCGAGUUUCCAAGAGCAGUACGCGAAUUACGUGAACUUCCACUCGAUGCAGAGUGCGAAUUCGCCUCAGGCGACGAGCAUGUUCAACUUCGGGUUCCAUUCGGCUCCGCAAAAUCAGGUGUCAGAGCCGCAGGGCAAUGGGAACACGUCCGUUGGAUGAGGAGCGUCAAGAUGAGAUCCUCUAGUCCAGAACGAGAGCCUAUGCGGUGCCAGGCUGUCAAGAUGGUCGCAUCGACGACACUCGAUGCUUCUGGAGCGGAUCAACCGCUCCGUCGAUCGUUCGGGCAAGAUCAGAUGCAGCAAUACCACAUCUCAUUUAGGGAAAAGAUAUCAAGAUUUUGAUCAUGUGAUUUAUGUAGGGAAAAAGAUAUCCCUACAACUCACACACUUAAAACUUGUAUGUAAUUGUAUCACAAUGAUCAUUUUAGACAUGUUAUAUUUUCAUUAUUUUGCAAAAUGUAACAUAAAAGUGUUGCAUUCACAUAAUGUAAUAUUGCAUCUUUUCCCCCCUUUUUCAAAAGCUAACAAAAGAGAAAAUAUAGGGAUUCUUUUUCUAGAGGGUCAA